This is a messenger RNA of Acipenser ruthenus (sterlet), 6022 nucleotides long. RefSeq names its product zinc finger and BTB domain-containing protein 18-like. Gene Ontology annotation, cellular component: nucleus. The coding region runs from base 1548 to 3221 and encodes 557 amino acids. Gene Ontology annotation, biological process: regulation of transcription by RNA polymerase II. Lineage: Eukaryota; Metazoa; Chordata; Actinopteri; Acipenseriformes; Acipenseridae. The record is from RefSeq and is a predicted model, not a curated record. Gene Ontology annotation, molecular function: DNA-binding transcription factor activity, RNA polymerase II-specific; RNA polymerase II cis-regulatory region sequence-specific DNA binding; protein binding. The transcript is spliced from 2 exons.
UUCAAAGUUUGGAUUGGAGAAGUUAACUGUUGCGUCUUAGUUGUUUUUCUGGGAAACAGUAAGGUGGUGUGGACAAACUUCUGUUUACUGUUUUUUUUUAAAGACUGAACACAAUGUCCUAGCUACUUAUGCGUUUAUUUAUGAUCAGUAUUUAGUUACUGUUAUCUAAGACGACAGGCUUUAUUGCAGUAUUAGUAGAACGUGCAAUGUAAACUAUAAAUGGUAGAAGUACGUUGUAUUUAAACUAUUUUAACUAGUAGUACUCGAUUUACAUGUAUUCGGUAAGCUAGUUUCUAGCACACGCAAGUACAACUCAUUUCAAAUAGAAAAGCCUUUAGGAAUUUGUUGAUGCUUAUUAGUAGUUUUAUUUUACAUGUGUUAUGUAUUCUCCCCCUCCAGGGUAGAUGCAGUAUGCUUUCAUUUUUUGGCAACUGCGUAGACCCAAGACGAGCUUAAGCUGUAGUAGGUUGCCAAAUAAUUAAACGGUACAACUUUUAUGAAAUGGAAAAUAAAUGAAUUAAGUUCAAAGAGAAAUCCAUCAAAAAUAUGUUUAAGUAGCAGAACUUAAGAUACAUGUGUGUUGAGCCACGUAUAUUGAGCCAUUUAUAAAUAUUGCCUAUUUUUAUGUUUUAAAGAUAGUUGAAAGAAUGUGUGAAAUAUGUUUGCUUAAAACCGUUCAGGAUUAGGUGCUAUACAUUAUUUUGGGUGCUUUAAAACCCCUUUACUGCAAUUCGUGGCAAGUUAUUAACUGUAUGCUGCAGCUGUUUCACUGUUUAACACAAACUGUAUUCACUUUUUCUGUUCAAUUGAACCCCUAUAUGAGGACAAUGUUUUUAUUAAUUUAGAAUUGCUUACACUUUAAAAAACAAAAGAAAACUCACAAGGAAAAUACAAAAAUGUAACCUGAAACAAAUAACUAUGAUUCUUAUAUUCUGUAUUGUAGCUUUUUGGUUGGGUAUUAAAAUAGUUACAAAAAAAGUAUUAAGAUAAAGAAAAGGGUUACAGGAGCGCUGAACCAUAAUUAAAACAAUAUCUGCUGUGUGGAUCUGUCAGUUGCAAAUGUGUACUGUUUUUGGUUACUGCAAGGAAAACUUGAGAGGGUGGUUGCUGCAGUAGCAGCAGGACAAGAGUCUCAGUUUUCACUUGCAUAUUUACUUUUCUACAAACCAAUGUGUCAAGUAAGAAAAUAGUUUUUUAAUAGAUGUUAGAAAUACAUAAUUGCACACAGAAAAAAAAAAACUUUUCCAAAGACUAGUCUGGUGGCAAGUGUAGAGGAGUAGCAUAUGGCAUUAAAAGGAGCACAGCUGGAGGUAGCAUUUCCAUCUGAACAUGAUGUCAGAGCAGCUGACAGCCUGCCACCCCCCAGCCUUUUAUUCUAACACACAGACAGGGAGUUAGUGUGUGCAGGUCUGUGUGAGGAGAAGGUAUCUCAUUCCCUUCCAACAUCAUCGCCACUUUGCAACUGUCUCUCUUGGUCUGGUUUUCUCACCAAUUCAGCAACAUAGCUGGAGCCAGCAAGAUUUACAGCACAGGACUUAAUCAAGUUUAUGCAUACAGCAGGUUAUGAAGACAGCAUGGAGUUUCCAGACCACAGCAGACAUUUGCUACAGUGUCUGAGUGAGCAGAGACAUCAGGGUUUUCUUUGUGAUUCCACUGUGCUGGUCGGCGAUGCCCAGUUCCGAGCCCACCGUGCUGUGCUGGCUUCGUGCAGCGUGUACUUCCACCUCUUUUACAAGGACCAGCUGGACAAAAAGGACAUUGUUCAUCUCAACAGUGACAUUGUUACAGCCCCAGCUUUCUCUCUCCUGCUUGAAUUCAUGUACAAGGGGAAACUCCAGUUCAAAGCCCUGCCCAUUGAGGACGUGCUGGCUGCUGCCAGCUACCUCCACAUGUAUGAUAUAGUCAAGGUCUGCAAAAAGAAACUGAAAGAGAAAGCCACAGCCGAGGCAGACAGUACCAAGCGGGAAGAAGAUGCCUCCAGCUGCUCUGACAAAGUGGAGAGCUACUCGGAGGGCAGCAGCGUGAACCCAGUGGGCGAGCUCCUACCCAGCGAUGCAGAGGAUGAUGACUCCGAAAGCAACAAGAGAGACUUUCUCCCAGAGCCUGGGAACAUGUGGAUGAGGUUGCCUUCUGACUCUGUGGGUGCCCUUCAGACUGGUGGCAGCAGCAGCAGCAGGGAGGCAGAGACACACACGACGGCAGCUGGAAAAACAGAAACCGCCACCAGUCCCUGCAGCUCAACUGGGUCUUUGUCUCAAAGGUCUGUCACCUCCAGGAGGGUGUCGGCAGAUGCAGACUGUGUGCUGGACUUGUCAGUCAAGUCAGGCCUGGCAGGGGGUGGUGGGGAGAGCCUCCCUGGAAACAGCCCUUACUUAUGUAGCACAGUUGCAGUGGCCCCAGACAGUUUGCAGAACAGCCUGGUGCAGGUAAAGGUGGAGAAAGAAGGGGCUUCUGACGAGGAGGACUUUGGCAAUGGUAAUUACGAGAUGGAACACAGUGGUGGGGCAGCCACCAAGAAGGCACUCCCAAGCACCAAUGGCAGGGGCCACCAUCACCACCACCACAGCCGACUCCAUUACGAGACCACCGCCUCUCACCUUUCUGCCAUCCGUGAGGCCUCCCUGUCCAGUGAGCUGGACCGUGAGGACGACGAGAUGCUAAGCCCGGAAAGUGAACGGGCCCAAACAGAGGCCACCAGCACAGACAACGGCCUGCUGCCCUAUGUCUCCAACAUGCUGAGCGCACCCCACAGUCAGAUUUUUAUGUGCCCCCUGUGCAACAAGGUCUUCCCCAGCCCACACAUCCUGCAGAUCCACCUCAGCACGCACUUCCGUGAGCAGGAGGGUGUGCGCACCAAGCCGGCCGGCGAUGUCAACGUGCCGACCUGCUCCAUCUGUGGCAAGACUUUCUCGUGCAUGUACACCCUCAAGCGGCACGAACGGACCCAUUCGGGUGAAAAGCCCUAUACCUGUGCCCAGUGUGGUAAAAGCUUCCAGUACUCUCACAACCUGAGCCGGCACGCAGUGGUGCACACCCGUGAAAAGCCACAUGCCUGCAAGUGGUGCGAACGCAGGUUCACGCAGUCGGGAGACCUGUACCGACAUAUCCGCAAGUUUCACUGCGAGCUGGUGAACUCAUUUUCGGUUAAAAGUGAAGCACUGAACUUGCCUGCUGUCAGGGACUGGGCUAUAGAGGAUAGCUCUCAAGAACUCUGGAAAUAAACAAUAUGAAUGAUUUAAUAACAUAAACAGACAUAAAUUAUAAAUAAAUUGGGCAGAGGUAUGUUGGAAGGGGGUGUGGGAGGGAGCAUGGUCAUGAAUCAGUCAUGUUUCUUGUACUUCAGUUGCAUUUCAAACCUUUACUGCUAAACUGCACUUUAGUAGCAAAUGAAAAUGUUACUACUUAAGCUGAAUAUAUUUUUUAUUUUUUUCCUGAUUUGAAGGGAAGCAUAUUCAUUUUUUUCUUACUGCAACUACUUUUUGUAUUUAAAUUUCUUUUGUGAAAAUUGAACUCCCACCAUAUAUAAAUUUGUGAGGAAAUGUAGACAUUUUUGGUGUAACGGAAGUCAGGAACUUGGCAUCAGCAUGAUAGUAAUCGCAUGCCUGGCUGUCACUUUUUUGUGUUAGACAUGUAGCCCCCUACAGUUACAUGGUAUGAAAUAUCGAACAAGAAAAAAUACACUAAAUGGGUACUGUGAGCAAUAUUUGGUCGUGCACUACUUUAGUUUAAAAUUAAAUAAUAAAAUGCAUUGAAUGCUACAAUAUUUGUCAUGCUAAGCCCUGGAGGGAAGCAUUGAGGGUUGGGGGUGAUUUUUUUUUUCUUGUGCUACUGAGAAACCUGACUGAUGGUUGACAAAAGGUAACUCAUUUAAUGUAUGGUAUCCCUUUUCAAAUGAGCUGUAGGUUUCUCACAAAUGGGUAGCUCGGCACAUAUUUUUUAAAGUAUAUCAUCAAUCCAAGUAUCAUCAAAGUAAACUUCAGUCCUCUGUGUAGAUUUCUACAGUUGCUAAGAUGUUUCUUUUUGAGACGGGAUACCAUAGUUCUACAAACUGUAUAUUAAAAUGUGAAUUGCUGUUCUUGUCUACUGUAAGUGAUCAAAUACUUGACAGGUUGCACUAAUACUUUUUGUUCAACCUGUUCAAAAAAGUAAAUAUUACAACUGCAGAAAAUGCAUGAGUUAAUAUAUAUUUUUUUUGUUUCUUUUUGUGGGUUUUUUGUUAAUUAUCUGCUUUAUUUAAUUCCUAAAUACAUAUUAUUAGUUUUUAUUUUAUUUCUUAGUAAUGAAAUUAGAAGCUGUAUUGAAAUGUUCAUUGGGGUUAAGAAUGCACUGAUUCUUUUUUUAUUUUAUUUUUUUUACAUUUCAGUAAAAGUAUAUAAUUUUAGGCCUGUGUCAGAUGAAAAACAAGCAGAGAUUAUGUUAACCGUAACAUAAUAGCCUUCUGAAGGUGUUUUCAACUCUAAUUUAUACGCAGGGGUUCCUGAUUGACACAGACGCAUGUCUAUCCUGGACUGUUAUGUUGGAUCAGAAGUGCUGUCUGUGUAUCUGUCAGAAGAAUGGGUGGAAAGUUGGCUUUUUUGUUUCUCAACCUUCUCGGAAACAACCAAGAGUGACAGCUUGACCAUUGAAUCGAUAGCAGACACAUCUGUUUUUUUUUUUAUUGAUGUUUUUGUUUGGCACUUGCAACAGACUUUGUAAAGUUGUUUUUAACCUUAGUUUUGGAGAGUUUUUCUGGCAAUCUAGUUGUUGUACCCUGCUAAACUUCUAGUUGUGCUCCAAAUUGCAAAAAAGAAAGUACUUUCAUUGACUGAUUUAAAUUAUGAAUCACUUGUUCAUGAUUGCAGCCCAUGUCCCUGGAUACUUUCAUAACAUGCAUAAACAUGCUAUACAGUGUAUCCAGUGAUGUGUAAUUAAAAAUGUGCUGCACAACUAUAGACAAAACAAGACUGUUUUUUCCUGAAAGAACGUGACUAAGUUAGAAAGCUCUUUGCUUAAGCUGAAUGGACUGGUAAGCCCUGGUUGAGGUGGGGGGCUGAUACACUAUGUAUCCUAGCAGCAGAGGCUGCAGCAGCCUGAUGUGUGUUGCAAAAGUGUUUUGCACUGGUUUGUUUUCGCUAUCUUGCACUCACAAAUAAGGUCUAUGGGAGUAUCACGGAGAUCUUGACCGUGGUUCUUUUUUUUUAUGUUAAAAUGUACAUGACCGCCUUAAACUACUGUAAACAUAGCUUAUUUUUGUGCAGAAGGUAAUUAUUGGAAAACUAAAAUUGUGUAUUGCUGGACUGUUUAUAUAUAUAUAUAUAUAUAUAUAUAUAUAAACAACAGAACUGUGAAAAAUGGCCUCUAAGCAUCUCCAGUCAUUAGUUACUUGAAGAGUUUAAAUAAACAUGUUCAAAUCUGCUAGGGGAGGAAGGAAGAAAUCUGUAGAUAAGGACAAUCGUGUCUAAGAAAUAAACAGAUUUUUUAAACUUUUUUUUUUUAAGAUUUUUUUUUUUCUUUUUUAAUUGGUAUUCCCUGUAAGAGUAAGUUUGUGUUUGACAUUGUUCAUUUGUUUUCUGGAAUUAGACUGACGUUUAGCUUUGACAAUCAUAGUAUGUUUUAUUUUCUUGAGGGGAGUAAAUUAUAAUGCUGUUUAGUUUUGUACUUUUUUUGGUGUGCUGUUGGUGAAAUUUUUAAAUUAUGUGCUGACUGCAAUAAAUUAUAUGACCCUGAGAGAAUUUUUUUUUGUCAUUAGUUAUUUUUUUUGCAUGUAUUGUAUUUGAAAUAUUUCAACAGCAGUGCAAACUUCUGACUAUUUGCAUUGCCAGAUGGCAUGUUGUGUGUUCCAGAGGUUGUUCUUAUUAUGAUCCAUAAAGGCAGCUGCAAAGCUGUUGAUUGUGAGUUACACAUUUUACAGUUCCAUAUGUAUUUCUUUGUAGAUUAAUAGCCAAGCUUGUGGGUUUAUAUUAAGUAAAUCAGACUUCAGUUAUUACUAAAUACAAGACCGUUGUCCAAACACUAAUUAAAAAAAAAAAAAAAAAAAAUCAAA